UCCCGAAGCGGAGUGACAACGCACUGUGGCCGCUUGGAAUCACCUAUAUGCGCGUGAACGCCCUCGGAACCCUUGGUCAUUCAACCGGCCAGCCCUGGUCUUAUCAUUGGAGGCAACCGAUCCAAGAUGGCUGGAAUCGAAGUUCUCGGGGUGAUUGCAAGCGUAGGGCAAAUUAUUCAUUACGGCGGCGUUAUUGUCAUCGGGCUCCAUGACCUGUAUCAGCAAGCCCAAAGGGCACCAGAACGAUACGCCCAACUGGCCAAUCAGGUCGAGCAACUUGUCCAGACGGCACGCCUCAUAGCUGAGACGGAAGCCUUAAAGACCGAUCUCAUCGCUCGACACCUUGAAACUCUUCUUGACACUGUCAAGAACCUCCAUCGCACCCUCUCACAAGCCCUAAAAGACACGUCAAAAAAGCCUGGAAAGAGGUGUUGGAGGGCUAUUUGGUCCGCUCACAGAGAGGACAAAAUAUCCAAAGGCUUCUCACAGCUUGAGGAAAACAAAAGCUCCCUCGCGCUCUGCAUACUCGGGACGUACGGCGGAUUCAUGAUGCCAGCAAUUCAGAAGACAGGAGGAUCAGCCAGCUACCUUGAAGGGGAGGUACACCGCAGCCGGGCGAAGUCACCAAGAGUACGAGCCCAAAGACACAACCUAGAGAAACCAGACCCUUCUUCGCAAAAUUUAGAUGCCUUGCGAGCUGAAAAGGUACUCCCACUCUGAAUCGCCCUAUGUACCGUAACUUAUGCUUACAAGUCGUAGCCAGAAGCAAGCAAACCCCAUCAAUGCGAUGUCGACGAUGCGGAUGAACCCUCAGACCCCGACACGUUACCGGCCCUGGCUACGGCAGUAGGUGUGGGCAGCCCCACCAACCCUUUUAGACGCCAUAAACAGGAAGUAAUUCCACCUCCUCCUGCUUCUUCUGCGGGGCUAUCGCAUUACGACCAAAUAUUUCCAAGCCCGCAGUCCCAAAGCGACGCUCUUGCUAUCGCCUAUGGGCAGAGACACUCCCCUCAUGGCCAACGACAGCCCACACCGUCCUUUGAAAUGCCACCAGCACAGCGAGGUGAACUCAUCAAUGGCUUGAAUCCGUUUGUGU
Molecule: messenger RNA, 1096 nt
Organism: Mytilinidion resinicola
Lineage: Eukaryota; Fungi; Ascomycota; Dothideomycetes; Mytilinidiales; Mytilinidiaceae
Exons: 1
Coding region: 127-720 (197 amino acids)
Source: RefSeq, a predicted model, not a curated record